Messenger RNA from Psammomys obesus (fat sand rat), 1631 nucleotides. RefSeq names its product nei like DNA glycosylase 1 (gene Neil1). The record is from RefSeq and is a predicted model, not a curated record. Gene Ontology annotation, molecular function: damaged DNA binding; zinc ion binding; DNA-(apurinic or apyrimidinic site) endonuclease activity. Lineage: Eukaryota; Metazoa; Chordata; Mammalia; Rodentia; Muridae. Gene Ontology annotation, biological process: base-excision repair. Gene Ontology annotation, cellular component: nucleus.
CGGGUUCUCUCGCCACCUCCCGGCGACGCGACUCCCGGAGCUUGCUGCACAGCCGGGGUUUCCGUAAUUAAGGAACUCCAGUCCAGACUGCGCCGCCUUCCUGAGGAACUACACUUCCCAGCGGGUGCCAGAGCGACUGUGUCAUCUCUCUGCGUUCCCUGAGGUUCUGCACGCGCUAGGAUUAACCCCUUAGUGGCUGCAGCCUGAAGUUGAGCAGCCGGCUCAGGGCCCAGCCUGCUCCUUCAGAAUGCCAGAGGGCCCGGAGCUGCACCUGGCCAGCCUCUUUGUGAAUGAGUCGUGUAAGGGGCUGGUGUUUGGCGGCUGUGUGGAGAAGUCCUCUGUCAGCCGAAACCCCGAGGUGCCUUUUGAGAGCACGGCCUACCACAUCUCAGCUUUAGCCAGGGGCAAGGAGCUGCGCCUGACACUGAGCCCCCUGCCUGGGGCCCAGCCCCCUCAGAAGCCACUGUCCCUUGUCUUCCGCUUUGGUAUGUCUGGAUCCUUCCAGCUGGUGCCUGCAGAUGCGCUGCCACCCCACGCCCAUCUACGUUUUUACACGGCCCCCCCUGGCCCCCGGCUGGCCCUUUGCUUCGUAGACAUCCGCCGCUUUGGCCGCUGGGACUCUGGCGGUGAAUGGCAGCCAGGCCGGGGGCCCUGUGUCUUGCUGGAGUAUGAACGGUUCAGGGAGAACGUACUUCGGAACCUAUCAGACAACGCCUUUGACCGGCCCAUCUGUGAGGCCUUGUUGGACCAGAGGUUCUUCAAUGGCAUUGGCAACUAUCUUCGGGCAGAGAUCUUGUACCGGCUCAAGAUCCCCCCUUUUGAGAAGGCCCGCACAGUUCUGGAGGCCCUGCAGCAGUGCCGGCUGAGCCCAGAGCUGACCCUGAGCCAGAAGAUUAAGGCCAAACUGCAGAACCCAGACCUGCUAGAACUGUGUCACUUGGUGCCCAAGGAAGUGGUUCAGCUGGGGGGCAAAGGCUACGGGCCAGAGCGUGGAGAGGAGGCUUUCGCUGCCUUUAGAGCCUGGCUGCGGUGCUAUGGCAUGCCAGGCAUGAGUUCUCUUCGAGACCGGCACGGCCGUACCAUCUGGUUCCAGGGUGAUCCCGGACCCUUGGCACCCAAAGGGGACAGAUCCCGAACAAAGAAGUCACAGAAAACACAGCUGGGAGCUGAGGACAGAAAAGAGGACCUUCCACUUUCAAGCAAGUCCAUUUCCAGGACUCAGAGGGCCAGGAAACACCCUCCUAAGAGUAUAGCUCAACAGCCUAACGGGAUCAGCCUCCAACAAAACUCGGGAACCCCUACAGCCCUUGAGAAAGGAAAGAGAAGGGGGCGACAGGCAACCACAGGUCGCCGCAGACCCCGAAAGAGUAAGGCUGAUACCUAAUCCAGAGAGGCUGGGAUCUUCAGCCUCAUAGAUGGAGGUCUCCUUGCUUGGUACUCGCUCCCCUGUUGCCUUGCUAUGAAUCUAGGGGCAUGUCUGAAUCCCUACACACAGUAUUUGUAGGGCUGUAUGCCCUAGGCCCUGUGAUUUUUCCUGCACAACUGUUUCUUGAGAUAGGGUCUCAUACAUCCUAGGCUGGCCUUGAGCUCAUAUGUACCUGAAUAUGACAUUAAACUCCUGAUUGAUCUUC